Molecule: messenger RNA, 1855 nt
Organism: Larimichthys crocea (large yellow croaker)
Lineage: Eukaryota; Metazoa; Chordata; Actinopteri; Sciaenidae
Product: trichohyalin-like
Exons: 2
Coding region: 335-1480 (381 amino acids)
Source: RefSeq, a predicted model, not a curated record
GAAAAAGUAGCUAAAAUGCUAUGUCAUUCAUUGAAUUGUGAUUACUAACAGUAACCAUGGUAACAAGAAAAACAUGUUGUUCAAAAACAGAGGUCACAUGGUAUCCUUUGUCCUUUGAUUUGUUUUCUUUUGAAGUACUAUGAUGUCACUUCAGAAUGUUUAUAGGUACAACCCAGAGUACAAAUACAGAGACACAACGAUCCACAGAGCCACUACAAAGUAACAAAUACUAGACUAAGGAAAAGAAGGACAUUAUCCACUAAGUACAGGAUUAUCAAUCACUUCCGAUUCCUGUGAUAAAAGGAUUUUUACUCUCUGUAGGCAGAACAAGUCUAUGGCCGCCCAGUUAAAACCUUCAGCGACUGGAAAAUAUCAACAGUCUAUCAAGACUUCAUCCUGUCAGGCGGAUAUGAAACAUCACACCGUAAAGGGCCAGGCAGAGGCCGGGAGAGUGCCCAGGUAUCAAAGGCAACCUCAGGGUUUUAGACAACCUGCUGAGUUCAGAAGAGGGCCUGACCGGAGGAGAACUCCCUGGGUACCACCAGAGCGCCGCACCCCUGUGAGAGAAACCUCCAACCGAGUUCCUCAGCAGUGUGUGAGUAGUGAGACAAAUCCAACCACCGAGCCUAAGGAAGAUGACGAGAUGACUUAUUUAGAUGUGCUGAAUAUGUUAAGGGGAAAAAAUGGUGGUAUUGUGGUAGAGGCCUCCACCCAGGCCACAACUCAAGUCCCUCAGAUUGAGUUUCAGCAGCCCAGUGUGAGAGAGACCGAGCAGGCCACCACCCUUAAGACAGAGGAUGAGAAGAAAAUGCAGGCUGAUCCCUGCAACGAGGUAGAGGCUUCACCCCAACAGGCCAUGAUUUAUGUCUCUGAGCUAGAACAUCAGCAGUUCCAGAGACAAACAGACCGCAUCACUCAACUGAAGAAUGGAAAUGAGGCUUUAGCAGCUGAGAUGGAGCAGUUAAAGAAAAUGCUCCAGAUGAACAAGACUCUUCAUGAUCAGACCGAGCAGAAGAGGAUGGACGAGGUGAAGGACUUGGAGCUUCAGUUUUUAGAGAAGAAAGCCUCUGAAAUUGAAGCUGUCUGUAAAGUCGAGAAACUGAAGAUAACUCUCCAGAGACAGAAGGACAGACGGGUAGAACAAGACGUGCUUCUGGCUCAACAGGAAGUGGACAUCACCAAACUGAAGACUGCACUGAUUCAGACACAGGACGAACUAAAGAGUCAUCAGCUGCGUAGGCAGGAGGAGAGGUCACUCCUCAAUGAAAACCUUAAAGACAUCCAGCACGCCCUGCAGGAGGAAAAAGCUAUGCAGGAGAGAAAACAGCAGAUGAAAAGGGUCGAGAAAUCGCCCUCUCUGGAAAAAGAUUCUCCCAGUUCUUUAAGUAAACUGGAGGCCACCAUAUCCCCCCAAGCAAAUCCCCCACUGAACAACUCAUCCUCCAUGCCUACCCCCCACCCAAUCAUCACCUCGUCCUAAAAUAUGCCCAACCCUGGUUUUCAUCUGUUUACUCCAAAUUAAAAACAGAGAUAAUGGGCAAUCGCUUAACAUCGUACCCAAAUAUGCCCAACCCUGGUUUUCAUCUGUUUACUCCAAAUUAAAAACAGAGAUAAUGGGCAAUCGCUUAACAUCGUACCCAAAUAUGCCCAACCCUGGUUUCUCAUCUGUUUACUCCAAAUUAAAAACAGAGAUAAUGGGCAGUCGCUUAACAUCGUACCCAAAUAUGCCCAACCCUGGUUUUCAUCUGUUUACUCCAAAUUAAAAACAGAGAUAAUGGGCAAUCGCUUAACAUCGUACCCAAAUAUGCCCAACCCUGGUUUUUAUCUGUUUACUCCAAAUUAAAAACAGAAAUAA